AUGUCGAUCAUUCGAUAUCGAUUUAAAGCAGACAAAAAUUUUGAAUCAGUAAAUAUCGAUGGUAUGAAUUGUUCUCUUGGAGAACUUAAACGUUUAAUUGCUGCAAAAUUAUCACGUUCAGGAAGUUACUAUCCUAAAGAUGAUUAUGAUUUGAUCAUAAGCAAUGCCAACACUCAUGAAGAAUAUAGAGAUAAUUCGGAUUUAAUACCUCGUAAUGCAAGUGUUAUCGUCGCUCGACGUAUGCGUGGAGCAGUUGAUACAUUAACACCAUUAUCACAUCAAAAACCGGUUGCUUCAUCAGACGAUAUCGUGAAAGAUAUUCUUCUACCUGCCAUUAUGCAUCACAAUCAAAAUGCUGCAACAAUGUCAGGAACAUCAUCAUCAACGGUUGAAACAAAUAUGGCUUCGGUGAAAAAGAAUCCAGAAUCGACAAGUAAUACAUCAUCAUCAUCAAAAGAAAUGACUGAAGGUGAAUUAAUUAAAGAAAUUCAAAUGGGUUCUCAAGCUCGUUAUGUAACACCACAACCAUCGUAUCGUACAAAUCUAUUUGUUUGUCAUAAUUGUAAACAGCCUGGCCAUAUAAAAAGUCAAUGCCCUUUGAUGCUGCAAUCAUCCAAUUCGAAUUCGAGUGGUAAUACCUCGAAUAUAUCAUCAUCAGCAAAUGAUGCAUCCUUGUCAACAAAUUCAAAUUCUAAUAGACAAUCUCACGCACAUCCAUCACAUAUUGUUACACGCAAUGCACCAUAUCCGAUGUCCUAUCAUCGUGGAAAUCGUGGUCACCGUGGUGCUGGUCACCCACGUGGCGAACCACAACCUAAGAAAACUACAGGUAUCCCACGUGAUCGUCUUAUUCCGGUUCCAAAACAUAUACCUGGUGCACUGAGAGAUCAAACUGGCACUUCAGUUGUACCAAAACCAAUGGCAGAACUAUUUGUCGCCAGAAUCGAAAAAAAGAAAGAUGCAUUAGCUCUAUUGGCACAACAGACCGAUGAGAAAGGUGUUUCAUUGCCGAUAUCGUCGUCAUCAAAAUCGACUGAUAAUGAACUUCCACCUAAUGAUCUUCUUUGUCCUCUAUGUAAACAAGUUUAUAAUGAUGCUGUUAUUACACCGUGUUGUAAUCUAAGUUUUUGUGAUGACUGCAUUCGUACAGCUUUGAUUGAAAGUUCUGAACAUGAAUGUCCUCAUUGUCAUUGUCAACAUGUAGCGAUUGAUCAGAUAAAUCCAAAUUUAUAUUUACGAAAUCAUAUCAAACGUUGGUACGAAGGGCAGAAUCAAUCGUCGUAUUCAAAUUUGUCUCAAUCACAACAUUCAGCUCAUACAUUAGAUCAAGAUGUUGAUACAACACCAACAAGUCAUCAAAGCUCUAAUGAUGUUGAUGAGUAUGAUCCAACCACUCCACAACAACCUGUUGUUCCAAUCAAAACAGCACCUAUUAUUAUAAAAAUGCAAUCACUUGGAAAAGCACAAUCACCACCACCACCACCAAUUGUUUCAACUCGACCAGCUGAUAUGACAUUUGAAGAUGAAAAAACAUCUGAAAUAGAUCAAACAAUACCGAAUCAAAAAGAUGUUAGCGUAAUGGAACAAACAACAGAAUCAUUUUCAUCAUCGACUAUUAAUGACAUUGAGAAAGCAGAACGUGAAAUUCCGUCAUCUCAAGUUGCAUCUGUAAACACAAUUUAUUCGUCACCAUCACUUGCAACAACUAUCGCACCAACAAAUCCUGUUAUUCCUCAUUAUUAUUCAGUCCCUCCACAUCAAAAUGUUAUGUAUCCUCAUCAUAUUCCACCAACAACAUCCAACGGUCUUUAUCAAAUACAGCCAAAUUAUUAUCCACCACCAAUGGGAGUUCGUUAUCCACCUGCUGGUAUGCAUCAUUAUCCUGCAUAUGCACCAGCUCCACCAAUUCAUCACCAUCAUCAUCCUCCACCACCACCUCCUCCAAUUGUUGCUCCACCACACAUUUCGACAAAUGGAUACAAUCUACCUGCUUUUCAUCCUCAUACAGCUGCACCGUAUACAUCAACGUCAACAUUUAUUGCUCAUCAUCAAACGGCAACUCAACCAAUAUCUACAGCGCUUUCGGAAAAUGAAUUUUAUAUGAAACAACGAUAUUUUCAACGAAUCCAACAGUCCCCUAGUCGUCGUCGUUCGCGUUCUUCGUCGUAUUCAUCUUAUUCAAGCAGUGAUUCUCGUAGCUCCUCACGGUCACGUUAUAAUCGUCGUCGUCGAUCAUCUCGUAGUCGAAGUCGUCAUCGUGUAAAAUCACCAGUACGAGAUAAUCGUCGUCAGCGACGAUCAUCUUCUUAUCGAAACCGACGAAGACCCAUUGACAGUAAAGACAAGCCAUCAUCAAAAUAUCGACGAUCACCACCACCAAGACCAUCUCGAGAUAAUGAGAGACGGCGUUCGCCUCGUCCACCACCUACUAUUCAACAAUCUACACAACGUACGAUUGUCUAUUUACAAGAAUCUUCACAUUCGAGUCGAGAUCGUCGUCGAACAAGAAGUCGUUCACGUGAAAUUGAUGAUCGUGUUAAUUCUUCAUCGAAAAAAGAACAACAACCACAAGCAGAACCAAAAGUUUCUUCGUCUGCUUCACCCUCAGUACGAGCACCGACAACUCUUUCGUCGAAAAUUGAAACUGUGGUAGAAGAAACACUGGGAAAAGUUCAAGAAGAAAAUUCCAAAAAUGGGAAAAAGCAUAAGAAACAUAAAAAACAUCGUCAUUCAAGUUCGAAAAGUAAAAAGCGUCAUCGAAGUAAAGAUAAAGACAAAAAGACCAUCGUUGAUACAACAACAUCUGUCAUUGAAAUUCAUUCAUAA
Molecule: messenger RNA, 2826 nt
Organism: Rotaria socialis
Lineage: Eukaryota; Metazoa; Rotifera; Eurotatoria; Philodinida; Philodinidae
Source: the annotation of a GenBank genome assembly